AUGACGAAAUUAUGCUUUGAUAUUACUUGUAAGUUAGAAACACAAAAGGAGGAGUUUAGUAAUCAAGUUAUGUGGGGUAUAGCAAUUUCUAGUUUGGUGCUUUCGGGCGGUCUUGCACUUUCCAGCAUUAACCUUUCCUCAAAUAUGAAAGCAGCUGGAAAAGUCGCAGCAGUUGCGGGAGCCUUAGGUGAAGCAUGUAUUAAACGUUAUAGGACUAUUUCGCAUCAAUUAAAUAACCUGAGUGUGAAAUUAUCAGAGGUUCAGCCGGAUAUAGAUGAAAACAUGAAAGACUAUAAAGAAAUGAAUUCUGAAAUUAGAAAAAAACUUGAAACCAUUAUUUGUAAUUGUAAAACUGAGUGUACGAAGCUUGUUGAACUUUUUAAAUAG
Messenger RNA from Cetraspora pellucida, 387 nucleotides. Lineage: Eukaryota; Fungi; Glomeromycota; Glomeromycetes; Diversisporales; Gigasporaceae. The record is from the annotation of a GenBank genome assembly.